Messenger RNA from Lynx canadensis (Canada lynx), 2966 nucleotides. RefSeq names its product solute carrier family 25 member 36 (gene SLC25A36). The transcript is spliced from 7 exons. Gene Ontology annotation, biological process: pyrimidine nucleotide import into mitochondrion. The coding region runs from base 133 to 1068 and encodes 311 amino acids. Gene Ontology annotation, molecular function: pyrimidine nucleotide transmembrane transporter activity. Gene Ontology annotation, cellular component: mitochondrion. NCBI's taxonomy places the organism in Eukaryota, Metazoa, Chordata, Mammalia, Carnivora, Felidae. The record is from RefSeq and is a predicted model, not a curated record.
CGUCUCCGCUAGCUGGCCCUGCGCCGCCCCUGGGGCACUGUGCAGCUUUAGUCCGGGACUGAAGCUGCCGGCCUUCGCGGGUGCCUGGAUCCGCGUCCCGCCUCAGCGCCCGGAGGACAUGCGGAAGAGAGAAUGAGCCAGAGGGACACGCUGGUGCAUCUGUUUGCCGGGGGAUGUGGUGGUACAGUAGGAGCUAUUCUGACAUGUCCACUGGAAGUUGUAAAAACACGGCUGCAAUCAUCUUCUGUGACACUUUACAUCUCUGAAGUUCAGUUGAACACCAUGGCUGGAGCCAGUGUCAACCGAGUAGUGUCUCCUGGACCUCUCCAUUGCCUAAAGGUGAUCUUGGAAAAAGAGGGGCCUCGUUCCUUGUUCAGAGGAUUAGGCCCCAAUUUAGUGGGGGUGGCCCCUUCCAGAGCAAUAUACUUUGCUGCUUAUUCAAACUGCAAGGAAAAGUUGAAUGAUAUAUUUGAUCCGGAUUCUACCCAGGUACACAUGAUUUCUGCUGCAAUGGCAGGUUUUACUGCAAUCACAGCGACCAACCCCAUUUGGCUUGUAAAGACUCGGUUACAGCUCGAUGCAAGGAACCGUGGGGAAAAACGAAUGGGCGCUUUUGAAUGUAUUCGUAAAGUGUAUCAGACAGAUGGACUUAAAGGAUUUUAUAGGGGCAUGUCUGCUUCAUAUGCUGGCAUAUCAGAGACUGUUAUCCAUUUUGUUAUUUAUGAAAGUAUUAAGCAAAAACUACUGGAAUAUAAGAUUGCUUCUACAAUGGAAAAUGAUGAAGAGUCUGUAAAAGAAGCAUCAGAUUUUGUGGGAAUGAUGCUAGCUGCUGCCACCUCAAAAACUUGUGCCACAACUAUAGCAUAUCCACAUGAAGUCGUAAGAACAAGACUACGUGAAGAGGGAACAAAAUAUAGAUCUUUUUUUCAGACACUGUCUUUGGUUGUUCAAGAAGAAGGUUAUGGGUCUCUUUACCGUGGUCUAACAACUCAUCUGGUGAGACAGAUUCCAAACACAGCCAUUAUGAUGGCCACCUAUGAAUUAGUGGUCUACCUUCUCAAUGGAUAGCAACUUCAGGCUGCUGUAUACUAUGAAGAGGGAAGACCAAAAGAUGACAGUGGACCAUGCAGUAUCGAAGCCAGCAUGGUGGACAGAAGAAAAUAGUUUGGGAACAUGUAACUAUGCCUAAGGGAAAGUUUGGUUGUAGGAAUUAAAGUAAUCAUAAUAACCGCAUUACUUGGUCUUUUCAGUAAUGUGAAAAAAACCUAGGCUGCCCAAGAAAAAGCCUUUAGAAGCACUACUUCCUCCAAAUUGCCAUUUUCUCUACCAUGUCCAUGGGACAUAGUUGCAUUUUGUUGAUUUAUGGCACAAUAUAGUGUUUAUUCCAUGAGCACUUUUUCAGUCUUCUAAUAAAGCCAUCCAUAAUUAUAUAAAUAUUGUAACUAUCCAAAGAUAGUAUUGACAGUCAUAAAUGUCUUACCUCUGGCUUCUGUGUAAUUUCUGUAAAAUUGUAAAAUAACAAUAAGUGAGAUCCUUAGUAUUGUUUUCACAUUUCCUUGAGAGGAUCUGGAGUAUUUUAAAGUUAAUUAUUUGGCAUUAUUCAUCACUAGUUUUGACAGCUAAUGAAAUAGUAUCUAAAUAUCUUGCGUAUUUUUAGCUUUAAAAUGUUUUGGUUUCCACUGCUAACAGGAACAUGAUGUUUAGCAAAAUGUGGACACUUAAAUUGUUUGUUAACAUAUCAAACUCAGUGGUAAUAGUUUGGGACAGAAAAAACCAGUAAAAUGUUGAUUCUUGGCCAUUUCAAUAACUUGAGCGUGUCCUCCGAUCUUUUCUAUCUUUAUGAUACGUGAAUGACUUCAGUUGUCUUUUCAGUGGUUUAUUAGUUAGGGACUUAAAUUAUCAUCUAUCAUACCUAGGUAUUAUUUUCUUAAAGUGGAAAAAAUUUACCACUUCUGAAUCUUUCUCCAUUAGGAAUUUGAACCUUUGAAUUAUUUCCAGAUGAUCAAUAUAAAUUGCAUUUAUUUUGUAGAGAAAAUGGUAAUUUUCAGCUUUGCUAUAAUAGGUUUUUUUUUUUUAAGGUGGCAUUAUAAAUAUCUGGGGCAGUAUAAACAUCAAAGAGGGGCCCUUUGCCAUCUGAUCGAACAGGUGGUGAUCCUAAUUGACUUACAAUUUUGUAAAUGAACAAACUGCUUUUGACAAGAAAUGUAUGCUAUCCUAAUUUCUUGAAUGGUAAAUCAUAGAAAGAUUCAAGUUAAUUCAGAUUCAGUGUGCUAACAGGAUAUAGCUUUUACAUUUUGCUGUUGAGUUCACCUGUACCUCUUAAUACUUAAAUGUAUUAUAUGUAUGGCCUUUAUGAAGAUGUUUGCUAUAAUUCUGUUAAGAGACUUUGCUAAUGGAUGUUGCUAUACUGGUGUAUAAAACAUCUACAAUUAAACUCCAGUGUGGUACUCGUUUCAGUAUAGAUGAACUGUACAUUUUGUGCAAUGGCUUUAUCUUAAGAAUGACUCUUUGUGAAUGCACUUUGUGGCCUUUUUGGGGGGGGUGGUGGUGGGGUGAGAGUAACAGAGAAUUCCACUUUAGGAUUAUUUUUUUUUAAACAUUGGUCAUGUAUUAGGCAGAAACAGUGUUCAACAAAACAUUUUUCUGGGUUUUAGAUACAGUGUUUUGGAGAUCUUUAAUAACAUAAAUGUUUUACAUAUUCUAUGUAUGCUCUAGUGCCCCUAACAUAGAAAAUUGUAGCACGUCAUUGCAAGCUUACUCUGUUGUCACCAAUGAAACACAGUGCCCUCUUAAAUUCCUCACCUUCUUAACUCAUUAUAAUCAACAGUAACUGGAUGUUUUUGAGGUGCUUUGAUUGGAAUUUAAAAAUAUUCCAAUCUCUUUGGAGACCAAAGGCAAUUUCAGUUUCAUUACCUUUGGGAUUAUUCAUACCUUUUAUGGUGACUUUUAGCUUUGACAUUUAUUGU